GUCUGGCCGUUCUUAUGAUUCAAUCCUGCAAAGGUCUGAGCUUGAAAAUACUCGCUGACUUGGCUUCCUGGUGAUGUCGCUGUUCAGUGCCACGUGUUGUCGCUCUGCCUGGGAGGAAUACGCUCCCCGGAUCGGGCCCGUGGCUGGCACGCUUUGGCGAUCUCUGGAAUCUGAGGUUUUUUUCGGUUGUGAUCUCGCGCUGGCUGGAUGACGUCACAAUCUGCCCAUCCAGAGGGAGCCAGCUGUGGCAGGUGCUGGCAGGACAGCUGCGAGCUGGGGAGGGGUGGGUGAAAGGUCCCGUUUGCGUGGGGCCGGUGGUUUUGAUCCCUGUCAGCCGGUGGCCACGUGCGAACCGUGGCCACGGAUAGGCCUACCCCAUUCCGUGCUGCUCCCGCACCUGGCGUGUUCCAUCAUUAGGCGAGGGUGUGACAGAGUCCAAGGACUGAAAUCAUCCAGAGCCCUGGUUCCAUCAGAAUAUACCUCCGGAGUGACCCACGCCCCACUGGCGCGAAGCUACCCCUCUUCCCUGGCACCUUCCGCUUGAAUCUCAAACCUUAGCAGAUGUAGCUCCAUCUCCACUUCAAAGCUUGGUUCAGGGCUGCCGAGCCGGCGCGUGAGCCAGCAUGAACGUGGGGACGGCCCACAGCGAGGUGAACCCCAACACCCGCGUCAUGAACAGCCGAGGCAUCUGGCUCUCCUACGUGCUGGGGAUUGGCCUGCUGCACGUGGUCCUCCUCAGCAUCCCCUUCUUCAGCGUCCCCGUGGUCUGGACACUCACCAACCUCAUCCACAACAUGAGUAUGUACAUCUUCCUGCACACCGUGAAGGGGACGCCCUUCGAGACGCCGGACCAGGGCAAAGCCCGCUUGCUCACGCAUUGGGAGCAGAUGGACUACGGGGUGCAGUUCACGGCGUCGCGCAAGUUCCUGACCAUCACGCCCAUCGUGCUGUAUUUCCUCACCAGCUUCUACACGAAAUACGACCGGAUACACUUCAUCAUCAACACCAUCUCCCUCAUGAGCGUCUUGAUCCCCAAGCUGCCCCAGCUCCACGGAGUCCGGAUCUUUGGGAUCAACAAGUACUGAGUCCCCCGGAUGAAGCAAGCCGCGGUGGGAGGGGAAAUCCAGUCGUCGUCCUCCUCCUCCCUUCCCCCCCACCUGGGAUAGACCUUCCUGACGGCUGUUUAAAGGCAGUAGCCAAUAGACUUGUGUACUGCAGGCAGGAUCCUGGUGCCCAGUAAAUCUAAGCAAGCUCUGGAGUAGCAGAAUCCUCGGUAGAGCUUAGCAGGGAGCCAGCAGUCGGGGAAGGGGAGGGGUUUCUUGUACUCCGGUAGAUGCAGAUAGGCUAAGACGUUGAGGUACAAUAGUCAGGCUUUCGGGAGGCUCCCGUCCAGAGGCCAAGACAGGAGAGAGCAGGGUCGGGAGGGGUAUGAGUAUGACACAUGCACUUUACAAUACGUUGAUCCUUUUAGACACUAGAUGCCACUCAAAGGGCAAUUCUGGGGGGGCUUGGCCACAUUUCCCAGGCGUGAAAACCUUAAUUGGCCACUUGGCUUUUGCGAGGUGGAUUUCUCUUCCCCCCUCUCUCCUCCGGCGGGGGAGGAAUGGGUUUUUUUUUCCCAACGAGAACACAGGAAGGAGCAACCAGGCAUUUCUGGCAAAGUUUCCCCAUUUCCCAACAUUUGUAUCAUUCGGAGAGGAGGGAAUUGGAGUCCACUUCCGAGUUUUUCAGUGAAUUUAAACAGUUACCAGCGUUGGGGUGUUGGUUUUAAAGCGGA
Messenger RNA from Pelodiscus sinensis (Chinese soft-shelled turtle), 1777 nucleotides. RefSeq names its product ORMDL sphingolipid biosynthesis regulator 3 (gene ORMDL3). Gene Ontology annotation, cellular component: endoplasmic reticulum membrane. The record is from RefSeq and is a predicted model, not a curated record. Lineage: Eukaryota; Metazoa; Chordata; Testudines; Trionychidae.